AUGUCCAAGACUUUUGCCGCCGCCGAGGUCAGCAAGCACAAGGACAAGGAUAAUGGUCUGUGGCUCAUUAUCGAGGGCAACGUCUACGAUGUAACCACCUUUGUCGAUGAGCACCCCGGCGGCGCCCGCGUCAUUCAGCGCAUGGGCGGCAAGGACGCUACCAAGGCGUUUUGGAAGUACCACGGCGAGAGCGUCCUGGCAAAGUACGGCGACCGCUUCAAGAUUGGCUCCGUCACCGAGUCGGCCAAGCUAUAA
Messenger RNA from Beauveria bassiana ARSEF 2860, 255 nucleotides. Its product is annotated as Cytochrome b5-like Heme/Steroid binding domain containing protein. The transcript has 2 exons. Lineage: Eukaryota; Fungi; Ascomycota; Sordariomycetes; Hypocreales; Cordycipitaceae. The record is from RefSeq and is a predicted model, not a curated record. Bases 1 to 255 code for a protein of 84 amino acids. Gene Ontology annotation, molecular function: heme binding. Gene Ontology annotation, cellular component: intracellular membrane-bounded organelle; membrane.